AUGGUGUGGCUACAUUUUUUGCCAGCUCUGCACAUGUUGUGCCUAGUAUGCUGGUUAAUCGUUGGCAGCGUCCAGGCGUUCACACAAUGGUCUUGGGCAGAAGCCUAUUCACUUGCGAAUGAGACUGUCCAACAGUUGACACUGGAUGAAAAGCUAGGGUUGGUUAUUGGAGUAGGGAAAUUUGGCAGUCACUGUUCCAUAAUGCUAUCAUUGAUGACCCUUACUAUCCCACCUAUAUGUUUUAAUGAUGGUCCUGCUGGUCUGUGGCUCGUCAAGGAGGUCACCGGAUUCCCAACAGGUAUUAACACUGCAAAUGAGAAAUCCCAAAGCUGGACAAGGAUGGGAGAGGUGAUAUACCCUGCUGUUACAUUGCAAAUGCUCGCCGGCCCUGACCCUUACCUGAGUGGGGAAUUUGCAUACGAAACGAUAGUCGGCAUCCAGAGCAUGGGUGUUCAGGCCUGCACCAAGCAUUUCAUAGCCAAUAAUCAGGAGCAUUCAAGGUAUGGUCUAAGUGCAGAUGUAGAUGACAGGAGACUCCAUGAAAUAUAUUGGUGGCCUUUCAUGAGGAGUAUCGACAUACGUGCCUCGGUCUAUUAUUUCACAUGUGCUUAUCGGCUCAAAUGGGCUGUUAAGACAAGGUGGAUUCUGAGCAAUAAUGCAAAUGCCGGGUUAGACAUGGAACAACCAGGAGACUACCUCAAGAUAGGUGGCGGCAUGUACAGCAAUGGAGGCCUGAAAAGUGCUGUGAACAACGGAAGUGUUUCCGUCACUGCUGUGCAUCAAAAUUACAUGGCUACAUAG
Molecule: messenger RNA, 801 nt
Organism: Desarmillaria tabescens
Lineage: Eukaryota; Fungi; Basidiomycota; Agaricomycetes; Agaricales; Physalacriaceae
Product: glycoside hydrolase superfamily
Exons: 12
Coding region: 1-801 (266 amino acids)
Biological process (GO): glucan catabolic process
Molecular function (GO): beta-glucosidase activity
Source: RefSeq, a predicted model, not a curated record